CAAAAAGCUGUCGAAGAGAGUAAAUAAACAAGAGUUUAAUUUUCAAGAAAUAUCGUUUAUUUACUGCCCUAAGUAACUAAAGAAGUAAAAGUUAUAAUAGGUUAUGGGCCCAGGAACGUUUUGUUCGGUUUAAAGUAAAAGAAAAAAUUAAAUUUUGUUCGAUUAAGAUGGAUUUGCGAAGCACGUCACGAAGCUCUCAGGUGCGACCGAUUGGCCGAUUUGGAAAAGAAAAAUUAGGGACCUGAUAGAUUAUCACGACGGUGCUCUCGACGCGUUGGACGGAAAGAUCGUCAACCCGGAUCCAUUGCCAGAAGGUGCCUCAACAGAAGAUGAAAAGAAGCACAAGGAGAAGAGCGACUUUUUUCGUAAGGCCAACAGCUAUGCAAAAUCCAUGAUUACCACUGCGGUCACGGACUCGGCGUACCAGAAGAUCAUGGACAAGGAGACAGCACACGAUACGUGGAAAGCCCUGAAAAAUCAGUUCGAAGCAACAGCGAAGGACAAGGUAUUCAAGAUAUGCAACGAGUUUUUCGCUUUCUCUUGGAAUCCAGGUAACGAUGUAUCAACCCACAUAGCAAAAUUGCGUAGUCUAUGGAACGAUUUAAAUCAAGCUUUGAAGGCUAAAAGUGAAACUGAGCUGCCAGAUUUAAUACUUGUUUGUAAAACGCUACAUAUUUUGCCAAAAACAUUUGAAACGUUCCGUCAAAGUUGGAUGCUCUUGACAAAAGAAGAAGAAAAGACUUUCGACGAAUUAACUAAUCAAAUUGUCAUGUUUGAGAGAAAUUUUAGAACAAAAGAAAACGACGAAAAGGAAAGCCAGGAGGCUUUUUCUACCACAGCACAAAAGGAGCAUCGUCAGGAUUCAGGAGCAUCUGGUCGGAGAUUCGAUACCUGCCACUAUUGCAAGAAAAAGGGACACUGGAUCAGGAACUGCAUAAAAUGGAAGAAGGAUGGACGUCCGAAGCCGAGCUACCAGAAUGCUGAACAAGGAAAUUGUGCAGAACCAACGUUAACUCUCGUCUCAGUCCACAAUAGCGUGUUUGCAGCAGAGGCAAACUCAGAGGUCGACUGGUGGAUAGACAACGGUGCAACAAAACACGUUGUGAAGACUGCGAAGUAUUUCGAGCAUUUUGAGAAGUUUGAGAAUCCGAGUUGGAUCAGAGCAGCUGGAAAUGAAACCUUGUCAAAUUUGGGCCAGGGCACAAUCAAAGUCAAAACAAUUGUCAAUGUUUUGGCUGCCCAAGACAAUAAUCCAAGUAGUCGUUUAGAGUCGUCAGCAACCAAGUGCACCCUCAAAAUAAACGACAAGAUUGUCCUCAUUGGAGCCAGAGAAGUUGGAGGAACACUCUACAGAGCAGCGAUCGAGCCCAUACUUCCAGAACGAAACGUCGAUGUCAACGUCGCAACUUCAGGAACUUCAAUUAUCCAACUCUAUCACGAGAGGUGGGGAUAUCAGGACAAGAACCACAUCGAGGACAUGCUCAAAAGAGAAAUGGGCAUUCAAGUCUAGCUUGAGAGUAGCUUUUGCGAGCCUUGCAUCCUUGGAAAGGCGAAUCGAUUGCCAUUUGGAACGAGGAAACCAGCGAUGAAGCCAGGGGAACUGAUGUCAGGCGAUGUUUGCGGCCCAUUUGAGGAUUCUUUCCAGAAGAAGAGGUAUCUUGUAGUUUUUAAGGAUGAUUUCACCAGGUUUCGAUACGGGUACAUCGUCAAGCAGAAAUCAGAGGUCAAGGACGUGCUGCGACACAUGGUUUUGUUGCAUUUUCAGUUGAAGCCGUCUGGAAAAUACUGAAACGAACCGAUACGUCAGCAGGUCCC
Molecule: messenger RNA, 1815 nt
Organism: Drosophila elegans
Lineage: Eukaryota; Metazoa; Arthropoda; Insecta; Diptera; Drosophilidae
Exons: 2
Coding region: 392-1510 (372 amino acids)
Molecular function (GO): nucleic acid binding; zinc ion binding
Source: RefSeq, a predicted model, not a curated record